Pangasianodon hypophthalmus (striped catfish) is the source of this 1865-nucleotide messenger RNA. RefSeq names its product neuronal differentiation 1 (gene neurod1). The record is from RefSeq and is a predicted model, not a curated record. NCBI's taxonomy places the organism in Eukaryota, Metazoa, Chordata, Actinopteri, Siluriformes, Pangasiidae. Gene Ontology annotation, molecular function: protein dimerization activity. Gene Ontology annotation, biological process: nervous system development; regulation of DNA-templated transcription. Bases 176 to 1327 code for a protein of 383 amino acids. The transcript has 2 exons.
AUCUCCCAGCAUCAUCAGCGCUCCUAUAUAAAGCGCAGCAUCCCGUUCACGCGCUGCCACUUGAUCGUCAUCCUCAUCAUCCUCAUCAUCAUCCGCAGGAUCUCACACACUCAAAUGCGGAGGGGCAUGAAGCGACCAUAACGGGACACUGAACACAAACACAACACACAGGAUCAUGACGAAAUCUUGCACGGAAGAACCCUCGAUGAUCGAGUCUCAGGCCGGCAGUGCCAACUGGACUGACAAGAAGCAGAAGCCCGGGCACGAGGCCAUGCGCAAAGACCCGGAGAACGACGAAGAGGAGGCUGUGCACAGGCUCGAGGACGCGCACGAGCUGGAGGAGGAAGAAGAGGAGGAAGAGGAAGAGGAGGAGGAAGAGGAAGAGGGCGACGACGCGAGCAAGCCGAAGCGGCGUGGCCCGAAAAAGAAGAAGAUGACCAAGGCGCGCCUGCAAAGGUUCAAGCUGAGGCGCAUGAAAGCAAACGCGCGCGAGCGCAACCGCAUGCACGGGUUGAACGACGCGCUCGAGAGCCUGCGCAAGGUGGUGCCGUGCUACUCGAAAACGCAGAAGCUGUCCAAGAUCGAGACGCUGCGUCUGGCCAAGAAUUACAUCUGGGCGCUGUCCGAGAUCCUGCGAUCGGGCGAGAGUCCGGAUCUGGUGUCGUUCGUGCAGGCUUUGUGCAAAGGUCUUUCGCAGCCCACGACUAAUCUGGUGGCGGGGUGCUUGCAGCUCAAUCCGCGGACUUUCUUGCCCGAGCAGCAGAGCCACGCGCACGGAGCGAGCGUCGCUUCAUACGCCAGCAUGCACCCGUACUGCUACCAGAGCCCUGGUCUGCCGAGCCCGCCGUACGGCGCUGCGGACGGCGCGCCGCACCACGCGUUUCACGCCAAGACGGCGGCGCACGCGUACGGGAACACGCUGCUCUUACCGCCGCCGCCGCCUCCGCCGCCGCAGCCGCCGAGCGCCUUGCAGGCGGAGCCGUUUUACGACGCCGCGCUGGCGGACUGCGCGCACAGCCCCGCCGCGUCCUUCGACGGGCCGCUCAGCCCGCCGCUGAGCGUCAACGGGAACUUUUCCUUCAAGCACGAGCCGCCGGCGGAGUUCGAAAAGAGCUAUCACGCGUUCGGCGGCGGCGUGCAGCCCUACCAUCACCACGCGCCGCCGCCGGGACACCACCAUCACCCUCAUCACCCUCAUCACCACCACCACGCGGCUCUUUACGAUUUACCACCCAUGGAGAACGUCGUGCCCUACGAGGGCCACUCUCAUCACGAACGAGUCGUGCACAUGAACGCGCAACUCAACGCCAUAUUCCACGACUCGUGAGCUCGAGAGGACUUUUUUCUUUUCUUUUCUUUCUUUUUUUUUCCAGAGACAGUUCGAUUCAUAUAGUGCGUGUCAUCAUGGUUACCUGUUUAUGGCUUAUUGCAAAAAAAAGAAAAAAAAAAGAAAGAGAGCAGCAGAAAAAAAAUGCCCUACACUUGAAUUAACACCCUUUUUUAAUUCGAAAAAAGUUUUGGUAUGACGUGCAGGGGGUGCAUGCGCUCGCGCUGUCAUCUGCGUCAAAAGCGUUAUUGCGCGUGCGUGGAUCAGCCCGUAGAUUUGUUGAGAAGUGAUGGUUCCUUCACGCGCCGGAUUUGAGGACGGUGUUGUAGGUUACAUCAGUCGCGUACGUGAAGGAACCAGAGACAUCACACACACACACACACACACACACACACACACCUCGCAGUUAAAGUCUAUAAACCGUUAUUCAGAGAAACACACCUGUGUUGGUUCUUUGAGCUUCCAGAGGCUUCAGUUAGCCUACAUUAUGGUGUUGUAUAUAUACUUUCCUUUUAAACAUUAUAUAUAUAUAUAUAUA